Messenger RNA from Aedes aegypti (yellow fever mosquito), 1333 nucleotides. It is a transcript of the gene mRpS9, whose product is annotated as 28S ribosomal protein S9, mitochondrial. Gene Ontology annotation, molecular function: RNA binding; structural constituent of ribosome. The record is from RefSeq and is a predicted model, not a curated record. Gene Ontology annotation, cellular component: mitochondrial small ribosomal subunit; ribosome. Gene Ontology annotation, biological process: translation. Lineage: Eukaryota; Metazoa; Arthropoda; Insecta; Diptera; Culicidae. The coding region runs from base 96 to 1280 and encodes 394 amino acids. The transcript has 8 exons.
UGCCGCACCGAAUAACGAGUCUGUCAAAAUCAGCGAUCGGUUCGGGGGUGUUUUCUACUUUUCGCAUUUUGGUGUGCGGUGAAUGUUCGGAAAACAUGGCUAAUAUUGCUCAAAUUGUUACUCGUUUCAAGAGUUUACAGAUCCAAAGCCGAUUGUCGACAGCUCUGAAAACAUGUCGUCCCGUUUUGUAUUCCACGAGUGCCGAAGUUCCGAGUUCUCCGGAAUCGAUUUCUACGGUGCCCAAGAAGGGAAAGGUCAGCAAAGCCAUGAAGGCAUACCUGGAACGUGCCAAAGCUCACGAUGAAUUCAUGAAGAUUCAAAAUUUGGAGUUCAAACUAGGCAAGCGGCAUUUGGCGAAUAUGAUGGGCGAAGAUCCGGAAACAUUUACCCAAGCGGAUAUCGAUAGAGCUAUCCAGUAUCUGUUUCCCUCUGGAUUGUACGAUAAGAAGGCGAGGCCAAUGAUGAAGCCCCCAGAGGAAGUCAUUCCCCAGCGCAAAGCGGCCGAGUUCGACGAAACCGGAAGACCUUUCCACAGCAUGUUCUACACCGGAAGGCCAAACUACUACCAGCUGCUUUUCGACAUCGUCGGCUAUCUGAAUAAUCUGAAUGCAUUCGAGGACCGCAUGAUUAGGAAGCAAUUAACACCGGAUCCAACACAGCAAAUUGAUACUUCCGGUUCUGAAUGGUUGGCAAAGGAAGUUCUCGAAAGGCAAUUGCUCGAGGACAUUUCCGAUUCGGAAUACGAGAACUUCGUCAAUGUGAUGACGCGCCUCAUUCAGCAUCCGUACUCGUACAAAGAAAAGGCCUUUAUUGACCAGUACCGUAAGCCGUUAUUGGCCAAAACGGAUGCAGAUCAGAUACCGAAGCCGCAGUUGGAUGAAAAUGGCAAAAGUUUCAUCACAAUUUAUGAGUGUCUUCGGAAAUCAGCUCGAGCUGAUGUCACGAUCAUUGCUCCUGGGACGGGUAAUAUUACGAUCAAUGGCCAAGACAUUACAUAUUUUGAUAGUGUGCAGCCCAGAGAACAGGUGCUGUUUCCGCUUAUCUUCAGCGAAAUGAUCGGUAAGGUGGACGUUGUGGCCAAUGUCGAAGGCGGAGGCUUUUCGGGCCAGGCAGGAGCUAUCCGAUGGGGAAUCGCGAUGGGACUACGCAGCUUUGUCGACGUCGAAACCAUAGAUAAAAUGAGAAUGGCCGGUCUGUUACAACGCGACUACCGCCGAAGGGAACGUAAGAAGCCUGGACAGGCUGGAGCCCGCAGAAAGUACACAUGGAAGAAACGUUAACAGAUUUUAUUGUUGCAAAAAACGUUUGUAUUAAUAAAAACUAGUUCGAUUUA